Telopea speciosissima is the source of this 710-nucleotide messenger RNA. RefSeq lists its product as uncharacterized. The transcript has 3 exons. The record is from RefSeq and is a predicted model, not a curated record. Bases 40 to 585 code for a protein of 181 amino acids. Lineage: Eukaryota; Viridiplantae; Streptophyta; Magnoliopsida; Proteales; Proteaceae.
AAAAUAAAAUCCAGUUCUACCAGUCAAAAGCAAGAACUCAUGGCGAUUGCUGCUUACUCUCAACAGGGCUUCGUCAUAAAUGCUCUAACUUCAAAUCACAAAUUCCAAAACAAGAAGUUGAAUUCAUUAGCAGUGAUCUCAUGUCGAUCCUCCACAGAUGACCACCAUGACCCAUCAAGGAAAAAUGAGAUGAGGUUGGCGAAGCUAGCAAUUGUUACACUUGCAGCUGGUGUGUUGGCGCUUGGAGCAGUUGACGAAGCAUCGGCGGCAAAGACAGGCGGUAGAGUCGGUGGCCAGGCAUUCCGGUCAGCUCCUCGGUCUUCGGCACCAAGGGGGAACAAUUCAAGGACAAACAUUUAUAUCAAUCCACCAGUGGCUCCACCUCUUGUUGGUGGGUAUGGAUACGGUGUGCCGUUCUAUGGUGGAUAUGGGUGGGCUCCAUUUUCAUUCUUUGUACCAGGUCCCAGCGUUGCAAUUGGAGUUGGAGGAGGGUUUGAGGUUCUUGUGCUUUUUAUGUUUCUUGGUGCUGUUGCUGCCGUUAUCAGGAGAUUCACUGGACCAAGGGACGAAGACGAUGACUACUAAUUACAUACACUCUGCAGACAAUGUAUAAUCAAAUAUUUGCUUUUUUCAUUGAACUAAAGCAACAAUAUUAUUCUCAUCCACUUGUAUAUUGCAACUGUAUGUAUAAAAGCUUGUAUUAGUGCAAA